AUGUGGGAUCAAUUGGAGCCAACUGCUCCCCAUAUAACAUAUUUUGUCCUUCCACUUUUUCUCAUCACUUAUGCCCUCUUCUCCAAUUUUAUCCGCAACCAUCUUCAUCUCUCAGAGCCUCCUCUUGCCAUGCUCUUUGGUAUCAUCCUUGGACCAUAUGUUCUCAAAGUACUUACCCCAGAAGAAUGGGGCUUUGACGAUGAAAUCAUGCAGGAGAUUACUCGUGUGAUCGUAGGCAUUCAAUGCUUUGCUGUAGGAUUAGAACUUCCCAAGCAUUAUUUCAAAAGACAUUGGAAAUCGGUUCUCUACCUCCUAGGCCCAGUCAUGUCAUUUUCGUGGGCCAUCACUUCAUUAUUCGCCUACUUCAUUUUUCAGACCACUGUACCCACAGCUCUGAUAAUAGGAGCUUGCCUCUCACCAACUGAUCCUAUUCUCGCUGCAUCCGUCCUUUCCAAAUCUCAAUUCAGCGAAAGAGUUCCUCCACGGAUUCGUCAUCUUCUUUCGGCCGAGUCAGCAUGCAAUGAUGGAGUCUCUUUUCCAUUUCUGUAUAUCGGUCUUGUGAUCUUCACUAGCCAUGGUGGUCCUGGAGAGGCUAUCAAGGAAUGGGUAACCAUCACACUACUCUGGCAAUGCCUACUCGGCAUCGUAGCAGGUCUUAUACUUGGAAACAUAGCCAAUCGACUUCUCCGAUUCUCAGACGCUCGUGAAUACAUAUCUAGACCUUGUUUUGUGAUAUUCUACCUUCUCCUGGCCAUGCUUUCUAUCGGUAUCGGAUCUAUCCUGGGUUCAGAUGAUUUCUUAGUCGCUUUUGGUGCUGGAGUCGGUUUCGCCCACGAUGGAUGGUUCCCCAAGAAGACUAAGACUGUGGCCUUUCCGGUAAUCGUAGAUCAUCUACUGAAUUCCACUAUGUUCGCAUACUUUGGCUCCAUUAUUCCGUGGAAUCAAUUCCAACCAACAAAUAUUACACCCCAUAUCAAACCUUGGACUCUCAUCCUUUUCCUCAUUCUUGUUCUUCUCUUUCGCAGAAUUCCAAUCCUUCUCUUGACCAAAUCUCUCAUUCCAGAUAUCUGCACUUAUCGUGAAGCGCUCUUUGCAGGUCAUUUUGGUCCUAUGGGCGUAGGCGCUUUAUUCCUUGCUAUAGAAGCGAGGGCACAACUCGAAACUGGUACAUCACUACCUCUUCCUAAGCCAAUAUCUCCCGACGAGCCAGGCCCUGUCAGCGACGAAACAAGGGCAAUUUGGAUUAUAUGGCCGAUCAUAUGUUUCGUGGUGUUUGGAAGUACAAUAGUACAUGGAUUGAGUGUGAUGGGGAUUAGUUUGGGAGGUCACUUUUUGAGAAAAGAGGGAGAAAGAGCACCGUUAUUGGGGGAGACGCGGGGGUUAAGUGGGAUGGUUCAUGAAGGCGGGGGAGGUGAGAGUGAACCGGAAGUUAGUGGAAGUGAAGGUGAAUAG
Messenger RNA from Botrytis byssoidea, 1452 nucleotides. RefSeq lists its product as uncharacterized. Gene Ontology annotation, biological process: sodium ion export across plasma membrane; intracellular potassium ion homeostasis; regulation of membrane potential. Gene Ontology annotation, cellular component: plasma membrane. Bases 1 to 1452 code for a protein of 483 amino acids. Gene Ontology annotation, molecular function: sodium:proton antiporter activity. Lineage: Eukaryota; Fungi; Ascomycota; Leotiomycetes; Helotiales; Sclerotiniaceae. The transcript has a single exon. The record is from RefSeq and is a predicted model, not a curated record.